Pipistrellus nathusii (Nathusius's pipistrelle) is the source of this 2007-nucleotide messenger RNA. Lineage: Eukaryota; Metazoa; Chordata; Mammalia; Chiroptera; Vespertilionidae. The record is from the annotation of a GenBank genome assembly.
AUGGCUAAGAUUAACACCCAAUACUCCCACCCCCACCCGCCCGGCCUGUGGGUGAGGACCGCAGACUGCGAUCUGGACCACCUGGAGAACGGCCUGAGCAGGACCGGCGCACCCGGCGAGGAGACACCCGCAGGACGGCAGCCAGGGAUCGCCAUGGAGACCGGAGGCCAGCCUGGACCCCGGCAGGGCGUCACUGCCCCCGGCCAGGAGCCUGCCAGGCUGUGGCGCCUCAUCGUCUCGCUGCGCAUCUGGGCCUCCAGACACGCACACCACCGGGACCAGCGGCCGGACGCCUUCCUGGAGCGUUUCCACGGGGCCCAGCUCAAGGAGGUGUCCAGCCGAGAAGGCAACGCCCAGAGCCAGGGCGGCCAGGAGCCGGCGGACAGCGAGAGGAGAAGGAAGGACCCCGCUGUGGUGGACCCCUCCAGCAAUGCGUACUACCGCUGGCUGAGCGUCAUCGCCCUGCCCGUCUUCUACAACUGGUGCCUGCUGGUGUGCAGGGCCUGCUUCGAUGAGCUGCAGUCCGAGCACCUGGCGCUGUGGCUGGUCCUGGACUACGCGGCCGACAUCCUCUACGGCCUGGACAUGCUGGUGCGCGCCCGGACAGGCUUCCUGGAGCAAGGCCUGAUGGUCAGGGACCCCCGGAGGCUGUGGCGGCAUUACACGGAGACCUUGCAGUUCAAGCUGGACGCGCUGUCCCUGGUGCCCACAGACCUGGCCUACUUCAAGCUGGGCGUCAACUGCCCCGAGCUGAGGUUCAACCGCCUGCUGAAGUUCGCCCGGCUCUUUGAGUUCUUUGACCGCACGGAGACGAGGACCAGCUACCCCAACGUGUUCCGGAUCGGGAACUUGGUUCUGUACAUCCUCGUCAUCAUCCACUGGAACGCCUGCAUCUACUUCGCCAUCUCCAAGUUCAUCGGCUUCGGCACAGACUCUUGGGUCUACCCCAACAUCUCGAACCCGGAGUACGGGCGCCUCUCCAGGAAGUACAUUUACAGCCUCUACUGGUCCACCCUGACCCUCACCACCAUCGGAGAGACCCCGCCCCCCGUGAAAGACGGGGAGUACCUCUUCGUCGUCGUCGACUUCCUGGUGGGCGUCCUGAUCUUCGCCACCAUCGUGGGCAACGUGGGCUCCAUGAUCUCCAACAUGAACGCCUCCCGGACGGAGUUCCAGGCCAAGAUCGACGCCAUCAAACAGUACAUGCAGCUCCGCAAGGUGACCAAGGACUUGGAGACGCGGGUCAUCCGGUGGUUUGACUACCUGUGGGCCAACCGCAAGACGGUGGACGAGAGGGAGGUGCUCAAGAGCCUCCCGGACAAGCUGAAGGCCGAGAUCGCCAUCAACGUGCACCUGGACACCCUGAAGAAGGUGCGCAUCUUCCAGGACUGCGAGGCGGGGCUGCUGGUGGAGCUGGUGCUGAAGCUGCGGCCUGCCGUGUUCAGCCCCGGCGACUACAUCUGCAGGAAGGGCGACAUCGGGAGGGAGAUGUACAUCAUCAAGGAGGGCAGGCUGGCCGUGGUGGCCGACGACGGGCUCACCCAGUUCGUGGUCCUCGGCGACGGGAGCUACUUCGGGGAGAUCAGCAUCCUGAACAUCAAGGGGAGCAAGUCGGGGAACCGCAGGACGGCCAACAUCCGGAGCAUCGGCUACUCCGACCUGUUCUGCCUUUCCAAGGACGACCUGAUGGAGGCGCUCACCGAGUACCCCGACGCCAAGAAGGCCCUGGAGGAGAAGGGGCGGCAGAUCCUGAUGAAGGACAACCUGAUCGACGAGGACCUGGCCAAGGCCGGGGCCGACCCCGAGGACAUCGAGGAGAAGGUGGAGCACCUGGAGUCCUCCCUGGACACCCUGCAGACCAGGUUCGCGCGGCUCCUGGCCGAGUACGGCGCCAACCAGGUGGCCGUGAAGCAGCGCCUCAGCCACUUGGAGAGCCGGGUGCGGCUCUGCGGGCCCAGCCCUCAGCCUGAGGGCGCCGUGCUGGCACCGGAGACCAAACGGCAGUGA